AGAUGCGGGGGUGACAGCCUCGUCCUCUUGCUGCUCUGGGGUUAUAUAUAGUUCCGCAGCUUUAGAUGAUGAAUGUGCACCCGGAGAGGUACCGUUAGGAAAACCGAAAACGCGUGAAACGCAGCUGGAUUUGUUUCUGCCGACUUGAGAGCUCCUCGGUGUCGGUGUGUUUGUGUUCAGCGGAUGAUGUGUUGCAGGCGUGCUGGUCUUGUCCUUGCACUGCGUGUGUCGUUGUGUGAAUGUGUCGCAUAUUGCCAGAAGAGUCUCUGCACCUGUGGAUUUCAAGAACGGUUUCCAGUGAGAUGUCUGUAACCUGCUUUCUGCGGUUUCUGACGAGAGCUGACUGCAGCAGGCGUGUGGCUGCACAGCUCCUGCAGAAAAGACUCCUGUCGGGGGCAGAAGCCGUCAACGCGCUCCGGCCCUUCUACUUCGCAGUGCACCCAGAUUUCUUUGGCCAGUAUCCAAGGGAGAGGGAGGUGAAUGAAAACUCACUCAAGCGGCUAAAUGGAUAUUUAGAAAAUCUUCAGAAGCCAGGUGUCCAUUCCCUCAAACCAACACGACUAACAUUUUAUGUUCGAGACACAACAGCAGAAAAAGAUGCUGCUCAACAUGAAAUCCUUAAUUCAGGGUUUCGAGCAGUUAGCUUCACCUUGCAGUCGAGGGAUAUGCGGAGCGCGGUGUUGGACGUUCUGAGGUCUUGCAGCUUGUCCACGGAGCACAUGCAGGACGUGAAAGCCGGUGUUUGCCCAGACACCCAGAUGUAUGGAGCUGGAAUUCCGUUCUAUAGACCCAUCAAGUGGGACAAGACUUUCUAUUCAUUUACAGGAUCCCAGGAUCCCGAGCAGCAGCUGGACAGAGCCAGGAAAGCAGGAAAGCCUACGUUGAGCUCAUGGUUGAGCAGCAAUGAAGCAACAGCAACAAAGAAGCUGAAAGACAGCCUUCCUCGAAGAGCUGAGCUGAAGAGGCUGAAAAAAGAGCUCUGCCAGACACUGGGACUCGCAGACAUACGGUGGCAGCGCAGCUGGGGUGUUGCUCACAGGUGCAGCCUGUUGCAGAGCCUGAGUCGCCUGUCCCAGCAGAGCCCAGACGUCCUCCGCCACGCCCGCGGGCAAAUAUUAAUAUUUACUGACCGGUCAGGAAUGAGUGCUGCUGGCCAUGUGAUGCUAGGAACAAUGGAUGUCCAUCACCAGUGGGCCAAACUGUUCGAGCGGCUGCCCGGCUACGGCGGCCUGCUGCUGCGGGUGCAGGGCCUGAGGGAGCGCGUGGGCCAGCUGCUCGGGGGGAUGCAGGUGAUCUACGUGGAGAGGCUGCAGCCUGUGCUGACCCUGGAGGAGCACCACAGCACCCUGAGCGCCCUGCAGAAGAGCCUGCACUCCGGCAGGACCCCCUUCCAUCCACACAGCCUGCAGGGGCUCCGGGCCAUGCUGGAGAACGACCGGGCCGGCCCUGCUCUGCACCAGCUGGGCCACUUCGUCCUGCCUACCGCCUGCGAGCCCUUGGCGCUGCACUGGUUCGUCCGCACGAACGCACAAGAGGCGCGGCGCCGAAUGAGGAGACAGGAAGAGCUGGAGGCCGAGGAGAGGGGCCUGGUGCUGGCCUGCCUGGAGAGGCUGUCUCUGGGGCGGCUGUACAAGGAGCCCAGCGUGACCAGCGCCCAGAUGAUCCCCUGCUGCCGGAGGCUGAUGGAGGAGCCCCCCCGCUGUGUGCCGGGGCUCCGCCUGUGCGUCUCGCACUUCUACUCCGUGCUCCAGGACGGGGACCUGUGCAUCCCGUGGGACUGGCGGCGCUGAGCCGCGAGGAGCCCGCCGCCGCCGCCGGCUCCAGGGCGCUUUACCACGAGCUGCUGGGAGCACGCUUCCGCUACCGUGUGGGGGAAAAGGAAAACAACCAACAGCGAUCACACCAGUGCAAAGAGGAAAACGGGAGAAAGAUGCAGAGAAAUAUUUUUUGGGGACUGUGACAGUCAAAAGGCAACGUCGUGGCUUGGAAGCCUUACCGACGUUUGCAUUUUUAUAUAGUUGAUAUGCAUAGUUUGGUUUAAAACACUACAGCGUGGAAGGAAGAAAGAAUAGAGUCACUCUUUCAUCCUUUCUAGAGGCACGGUUUCCAACAGGGUUGGACUGUGUAUUGAUAGACUGAUGACGUUACUAAAGCAAGCAGCUUUUCCACUUCUGCCUGUGGGUGUCAAAUUGUGACAGAUGCUACACAGCAUUUUAAACUCAAGUUGAUUUUCUGGGCACUUAAAAUAGUGCAUCCCGAAAAGAACAAAGUACAACCCAUAUCGAGUACACUGUGCUCAUACCAGUGUUUUCAGAAAAUGCCCUGUGAAAGCAUUGUGAAAUAACCCUUUUUGGGUUUCAUGAUUUUGCAAUAAUAUCAUUGUUAUAAUAAAUUGAGUGGCCUGACUCAUUUUAUUGUGGCAGUUAAAGCUCUGUGCACACUAAAGACACAGGGGUGCAGUGAGGGAGAAUACAUUUUAAUUUUUUUUAUUUACAAAGAAGCAACUAUUCCUGGCAUUCCUGCAACCUCUUAAAGUAAACAGUGAUCAUGUUAAUAUAUCUAAUGAGGUGUUUUUAGACACAAUUUCUUCUUACCUUCUGUAAGUAGUUUAAUAUAUGUUGCUUUGGAGACGCCUCAUCAGUCAGUCUACCUGAUUCUAUUAAAAAAAAAUACAUUUGACUGUGUACAGUUUUCCUCAAUCACAGAGUAUUUCAAGCAAUCUGUUAUCCGAAAGUUGCUCUGUGGAGAAAAGACACCAAGAUGACAGAGGGUCAGAUAAUAACCGGACAUUGUUUUCUGAUUGAUUGUCUCUGAGAGACGGUAUAAACCGGAGUGUGUUUGAAAACCCCUGCAAACACAGAAAGCACCUCGGGGUGCAAGUGCUGUGAGGCAGUUGUGUGAACACGCGUUUCAGUUCGAUGCGAGCUCCUCCAGGGGGAGCUCUUUCUCUUUUCAACCCAGGCAGCCAAGGACCUUAAUAUUAAGCAGGUGUACUGGGACAGAAAAACUAUUAAUGUUUGUGACACAAGCUGAGUGUCAACCCUAUAUUUGAAAUUCUUAUUUAGCAACAGCCAGAGCUUUCUAAAUUUUGAGGCAAUGUUAUUCCCAUGUAGGCCUGAUUAAUAUUUAUUUUCCCCAACUCAGACUGCUUAUUUAUUCCAAACAUGGUCGGUAUUCUUCCAGUGACAAUAUGGUUAAAACAUAGAGAAAUGGGAUUACUGCAUAAGGCAAAGUGGUUACUGAGCACAAUUGUUUUGGCAAAAUUCAAACUGCAGUUGUCUUGGGCUUGUGAACUGCUUGAAGUUAAAUUCACUAAAAACAGAUCAUUCAGAUUUGCACUUCUCACUCUGUAGUGACACUUUCUAAGAUGAUAACAGGUUCCUGCUUAGUGAACCACACCUCAUACCACGAACUGCUCUUUAUCGCAAACAGCUGGGUCGUGCCUAAUGAAUUAGAUGGCUCCAUUGUUAAUACAAACAUUGUUUCUACGUUUCGGCUGUGGAGCCUUCUUUGGGUGUGAGCAUUUAAAAAAAAUAUUUAAAUGUUUAAAAAAUGGUGGUUCAGGUCAGUCCUGCAUAAAUAUGAAAAGGACAAGUUUUAACACCAGCUGUUUAGUUCCUUCGCUCAUACAAAUAACUGAUAAACUAUCCAUUGGAAAACACACUUAAUUUGUAGAAGUGGAAGCUAUCCUUAUUUUUAAUAUCCUGGAUUUUAAUGCUUUUGAUGUUAUUAUUUAGUUGUAUUAUAUUAUAUAUAAUUAGUAUAAUUAUAUUAACUGAUUUACUGUAUAGCAACUAUGCAACAGAGGAAGCAAAGACCAAAGUCAAUAUUUUUUAAUGUCACACAAAAUAUAAAUCUGAAAAUGUUAUUGUACCUUGAUCUACACAGGAAUAGAACAAUAACACAAAAAUAAAAAUAAUUCGUACAAAA
Molecule: messenger RNA, 3930 nt
Organism: Lepisosteus oculatus (spotted gar)
Lineage: Eukaryota; Metazoa; Chordata; Actinopteri; Semionotiformes; Lepisosteidae
Gene: tcaim
Product: T cell activation inhibitor, mitochondrial
Cellular component (GO): mitochondrion
Source: RefSeq, a predicted model, not a curated record